AUGUCGAUUGGAAUAAUUGAACCAUUUAAUUCGAGUUCCAAGCAAUGGCCAGCGUAUAUUCGGCGCGCCCUUAAGCACUUAGCAUCCACAUGUAAUUUUGGCAAGUGUUUAUCGUGCUUAACGGUAGAAGAUAAUCUUCGGGAUCAAUUUGUACCAAGUCUGGCGAAUGAUGCAAUGCGAUCAAGAAUUUUUGCCGAGGCAAAGAUACAGUAUAAAGAGGCUGUGGAACUGGCACUGGCAUUGGAGGCGGCUGAAAGGCACGCAGAGUUAAGGCUCAGUCAUUGUCUGUCUGUCGUUUACAAAUUCCUCAAUUACUACAUCGCAAAAGCAAAAGUGCCAAAACUUCAAGAAGGCAAAAUCACUAUUGAAAUUCCCGAACUCGAGCAAGGUACAAACGAAGUUAAAGACAAAUCCCCUCGCGUCCCGAGGAAACUGCCGCAACACUCGCCAUGGCUGAAUUGGAACUAA
Pieris macdunnoughi is the source of this 468-nucleotide messenger RNA. NCBI's taxonomy places the organism in Eukaryota, Metazoa, Arthropoda, Insecta, Lepidoptera, Pieridae. The record is from the annotation of a GenBank genome assembly.